CCCGGCCUUGCCGGAGUCCGGUGGGUCCGCGGCUAUAAAGCUAGUGGCGGAGGGGAGGCGGCUCGCACUACCCCUUCGUUGGUCGUUCACUUUCUACGACCACCGCCCGGUCAUAUUUGGUGCCUGAAGGAGGAGACAGAGUGACAGACCUGGAGACUGCAGUUCUUUACCCCUCACACAGUUCUUUCACCAUGCCUGGGUCACUUCCUUUGAAUGCAGAAGCCUGCUGGCCCAAAGAUGUGGGAAUUGUUGCCCUUGAGAUCUAUUUUCCUUCUCAAUAUGUUGAUCAGGCAGAGUUGGAAAAAUACGAUGGUGUAGACGCUGGAAAGUAUACUAUUGGCUUGGGCCAGGCCAAGAUGGGCUUCUGCACAGAUAGAGAAGAUAUCAACUCUCUGUGCAUGACUGUGGUCCAGAACCUUAUGGAGAGAAAUAGCCUUUCUUAUGACUGCAUUGGGCGGCUAGAAGUUGGAACGGAGACAAUCAUCGACAAAUCAAAGUCAGUGAAGACAAAUUUGAUGCAGCUCUUUGAGGAGUCUGGGAAUACGGAUAUAGAAGGAAUAGACACAACUAAUGCGUGCUAUGGAGGCACAGCCGCUGUCUUCAAUGCUGUUAACUGGAUCGAGUCCAGCUCUUGGGAUGGACGGUAUGCCCUGGUAGUUGCAGGGGAUAUUGCUGUAUAUGCCACAGGAAAUGCCAGACCUACAGGUGGAGUUGGAGCCGUUGCUAUGCUAAUUGGGCCUAAUGCACCUUUAAUUUUUGAACGAGGACUUCGUGGGACUCAUAUGCAACAUGCCUAUGACUUUUACAAGCCUGAUAUGCUUUCUGAAUAUCCUAUAGUAGAUGGAAAACUGUCCAUACAGUGCUACCUCAGUGCAUUAGACCACUGCUAUUCUGUCUACCGCAAGAAGAUCCAUGCCCGGUGGCAGAAAGAGGGAAAUGAUAGAGAUUUCACCUUGAAUGAUUUUGGUUUCAUGAUAUUCCACUCACCCUAUUGUAAACUGGUUCAGAAAUCUCUAGCUCGGAUGUUGCUGAAUGACUUCCUUAAUGACCAGAACAGAGAUAAAAAUAGUAUCUACAGUGGCCUAGAAGCCUUUGGGGAUGUUAAAUUAGAAGAUACCUACUUUGACAGAGAUGUGGAAAAGGCAUUUAUGAAAGCUAGUUCAGAACUCUUCAAUCAGAAAACAAAGGCAUCUUUGCUUGUGUCAAAUCAAAAUGGAAAUAUGUACACAUCUUCAGUGUAUGGCUCCCUGGCUUCUGUUCUCGCACAGUACUCACCUCAGCAGCUGGCAGGAAAGAGGAUCGGCGUGUUUUCUUAUGGUUCUGGUUUGGCUGCCACUCUGUACUCCCUCAAAGUUACACAAGAUGCCACACCAGGGUCCGCUCUUGAUAAAAUAGUAUCAAGCAUAUGUGAUCUUAAGUCAAGGCUUGACUCGAGAACUUGUGUGGCACCAGAUAUUUUUGCUGAAAACAUGAAGCUCCGAGAGGAUACUCAUCACUUGGCCAACUACAUUCCCCAGAGUUCCAUAGAUUCCCUCUUCGAAGGAACAUGGUACCUAGUUCGAGUAGAUGAAAAACACAGAAGAACCUACGCUCGGCGCCCCUCUCUAAACGACGACACUUUGGAUGAGGGAGUAGGCCUUGUGCCCUCGAGCACUACAGCCGAGCAUAUUCCAAGCCCUGCUAAGAAAGUGCCAAGGCUCCCUGCAACAGCAGCAGAACCUGAAGCAGCUGUCAUCAGUAACGGGGAGCAUUAAGAUACUUCUGUGAGGUGGAGGAC
Budorcas taxicolor (takin) is the source of this 1777-nucleotide messenger RNA. It is a transcript of the gene HMGCS1, whose product is annotated as 3-hydroxy-3-methylglutaryl-CoA synthase 1. The transcript has 11 exons. Gene Ontology annotation, biological process: acetyl-CoA metabolic process. Gene Ontology annotation, molecular function: hydroxymethylglutaryl-CoA synthase activity. The record is from RefSeq and is a predicted model, not a curated record. NCBI's taxonomy places the organism in Eukaryota, Metazoa, Chordata, Mammalia, Artiodactyla, Bovidae. Gene Ontology annotation, cellular component: cytosol. The coding region runs from base 192 to 1754 and encodes 520 amino acids.